UAGAGAGCAGGAGAGAGGGAGAGCAGGAGAGAGAGAGAGAGAGAGAGGCAGGCAGGCUGCUGCUAUCAGGGAAUACUGGUGCCAUUUUCAGCAUCGCAGGCUAAAAGGAUUGAGCCUCGCCGCUGUACGCUUGGCUCGGCUCAGCUCAGCUCACCUCAGCUCAGACCAGCUGAACAAGAGGGGGACUGGAAGGGCCAACAAAAGAAGGAAAGAACGGCUGACCCCUAACACAGAACCCCCAACCCCCCCUUUCCCCUUUCCCGUCUCACCUCACCUCCCCCUCCCUGCUCUGGCUACAGACGGAGAACGUUAUGCAGUCCUUCCGUGAGCGCAGCGGUGGUUACCACAGCAACCAACCCUGCUACCAGCAGGAGCCCCAUGAAUUAUCCCGCCUGGAGACCUACCGGCAACACCCGCAUCAUCCCCAUCCACAACACCCGCACCCAGGACCCGGUCCACAUCCAGGCCCAGGCCCGGGGCACACCAGGUCAGGCUACGAGGCACAUUCCUUGGCAAACCCGACAACCAUGCCGACAACUGGAGGACCAGGAAUUGGAGGCGGACCUAAGGACUGUUACAGCCAGCAAGCCUACGCUGGUUACCCAGGAAAUGGCGGAGGAAAUGGGAGUGGAAAUGGGGGCUCAGCACCCUCACAAGCAAAGAAAUCAUUCAGAGGAAGCAAAGUGCCCCCACCGAAUCCCAGUCAGCACCUGCAGGGUCCCGGGGGCUACAGUAAUCACAUGGGCCCAGGAACUUAUUCAGCCCAAUAUAUGAGUGAAGGCCACCUCCAGCAGAAGUGGGAGGACCCAGCCCAGUUAGCACAGUAUGAGCAGGAAAUGGUAGGACGUUUGGAGUCUAGUGGUACUCCUGCACCUAGUUCCUCCCAGUACAUGGAGCAGAAUAUGCUGGGCCACUCCCAGACCCAGUGCCACCAGCCCUCUACCCCUGUCUAUUCCAGCCCCCACCACCAGCCCCAUCCUCCCAACCCUUCCCCUUCACCUCUCAUGUAUCCCCAGAGUCACCUACACUAUCCGCAGCACUCACCCUCUCCAUCUACAUACAUGGAAAAGUGCAGCCCUAUGCCCCACUGUUACAAAGGGUACAACUUGCCUCCAGGUUCUCAGUAUGGCAGACAAAUGAGCAGCCAUGGCAAUCUGAAGCAGGGGGCCUACAGGUCGAGCCAAAACAGUUACGGAUAUCAGCAGCCUCCCUCCAGAGGUUACGAGCAGCAGCCCAUGACCAACCCCCAGGAACCCCAUCCAAAAUACCAACAUUAUAGCCAAGCCCAACAAAACUACUGUCUCUCAGAGUUGCCUGUCAGGUCCCCAGAACAGUAUUAUCAGACUUGUAGCCCCUCCUCGAGCCACUCCCCAGCCCGAUCUGUGGGGCGUUCCCCUUCAUACAGUUCCACCCCUUCACCGUUAAUGACCAAUCCAGAGUCAUUCCAGUAUAGCCAGCCACCUAUGACCCCUGGAGCAGCCUCCUCCUCUUCAUCAUCUUCAGCUGGCAUGCAGGAACAAGCCAGUGCCAACACUAUGUUAAUGCCCCCACGCUCACACCCCUCACCCAGCAUACCGCACAGCUAUUCCACAACACCGCAGGUCCCCACGAUGAAAGAACGCUUCUCAGAGAAGCUAUUGUCAAACCCCAGCUUGUGGAGUCUGAAUGCUCUCACCUCUCAGGUGGAGAGCAUAUCUAAUAAUGUACAGCAGCUCCUGCUUUCAGAGGCCCUGGUUGCAAACAAAAAAGGCAGUAAGCGCAGCAGUGGCGGGAGCAACAGCAGUGCUGGAAGUGCAGUAUCCUCCAAAAAGGGUGAGGAAUACAAAAGUCCUCCAUAUCCAGACAGUGGUGGCAGUGUGGGUGGGGGACCUAUACAGGAUGCUUACUGUACCCCACAGCAUCAACCACUGCCCAUGGAAAUCCAUGAGGGUGGCUACUCCAGCAGCAGCGAUGAACCGCUGGAGAGGGGCUACUACUACUUUGGCCAGGGCAGAAGUCCGGCCCAGGCCCAUAACAACACACAGCUCAGCGUCGACACAGCCUCUUCAUGCUCCAUGGCAUCUCCCGAUGACAUGUCUACCAGGUCUGGCGACUCAGGUCUGCACAACCUCACCCCUGACCCUGCUAGAUGUCAAUCAGGGCAGGGAGGAGAUGGCAUGAGCACUCCAGUGAAGAGCAUUAGUGACGAGAGAUCUCCAACAAGCAUUACAAUCCCCAGUCCCAUGAAGCAAGAACAAGAUUCUCCCUCUGAUAUGCAGCACAUCAAUGAGCCUGUCAAAGAGAAUUUCGAAGAAUCGGCCUGGACAGAGAAAUCUUCUGAUAAAGAAGAAUUGACAACAGAGAAGACGCCUGACCACAAGAGUGAGAGAGAUGUGGACAUGACAAAAUGUGGAAAGAAGCUAGAAAAAUGGUCAGAUGAAGAGAAAUGUCCAGAUGUUUACAGCAAAAUAAACAAAGAGGGGACAGGAAAAGCCUACUGCUAUGAGGAGACAGUGUACCAGACUAAAUAUGAACCUAAUGCAGGAGACUCGGUUGAACAGUCACCGGCAGCUCUGUCUGAUUCCAGCCACAAAGAUCAUUUUGGCCAGGAGAUGAAAUCAGAGACAUACAAAUCCGAGUCUCCAACUGCAUCUGAGAGCUCAGUGAAAACAUUGCCAUUCAUUUCCAGGGGUGACCUUGAGCAGGAUCAAUACUCCACAGGGAAGGAGGACAGCUCAGAAAACACGUCUCCAACUCCUCAAGUUGAGGCCUUGGAAGACUGUGUCUCAGACAAGAGAGACACAAGAGACCUGGACAAUGAAGGAGAGGGUGAAGAGGAAGAGAGAGAAAAGGAGAAAACCAAUGCAGAGGAACAAAAAGAAACAGAGAAACAAGAAAAAUGUUCCCUUUCACCACCUCUGUCUGUAGAGGUGAGGGAGGAACUGGGGAAGGGUGGGGAAUUGACCGAGUCAUUGAAUGAGGAGCACAUGAAUAAAAGAGAUGAAUUAGAAAAGAUGUCUGGGGAUAUUGGCAGCAAGACAGAGAGCCAGACUGCUGAGCUCCAUUCUGACAAUGAGUUUGCAGGGGGACCUGCCCAUCCAAACUCAGCAGCAGUAACGGCCGCAGCAGAUGCCUCUGAAAUGGAGUCAGCAAUUGGUGACACUGCCCCUCAGCCUCAGUCUGCUAUGCCAGUCUUCUCCGCUCUCAAUGACAAGGCAACACCUCCAUCUCAGGCCAGGGAUCAUAUUGAUCACAGUGAUGCUAAAGUGCUGGAGCCAGACUCUCCUCAACUACCAGGGAAGUCAAUACUUCCCUCAGCCCCCUCCUGGGCAGACACUCCACCUUCCCCGAAAAAAGGUGAUGAGGACAUGGAACCAGGCAUCAGCUGUUCCAGCGCUGUAACCCCUUUGGCCAAACCAGAACCUGUGGCUCCAUCUGCUCAGCCGAGGGCAUUUGGACGUAAGCAUGCCAGGGGCAGAAGAAGAAUCAUGCAUUCAGGUGUGGGAAUCAGGCAACAGCUAAGCUUGGAGAGGGAGGGGGAAAAGGAAGAGGAAGGAGGCCACUCACACACACAGAAAACAAGCAUGCCUCCAAGCAAAACCGAGCUAUUCUCAGAUCAAAUGGAUCUAGCCCAUCAGGAAUCUAUUGUGAGUCAGACUCCCAAAAUGCUAAGUGAUGGUUUUCGUUCACGAAUGUGCACACGCUCAUUCAACGCACAAGAUUUGCCACCUAAAGCCGAACCUCAUGUAAAAAGAAAACCAGGCCCAAAGCCAGGUUCAAAGCCUGGGCCAAAACCAGGGCCAAAACCUGGUGUAAAGCCAGGGUCAAAACCAGGUGCAAAACAAGGGCCUAAACUAGCCCAAAAACCUGGCCCAAAACCAGGGCUAAAACCAGGACCAAAACAGGGACCAAAACCUCUGCCAAAUGAACCAGAACUGCCACCGAAAAUUGAGACUCCUAUAAAACGAAAACCAGGACCCAAACCAGGUUCAAAGCCUGGACCAAAACCUGGGUCAAAGCCUGGAUUAAAACCAGGACCAAAACCUGGUCCAAAACCAGCUCUCAAGCCAGGUGCAAAACCAGGACCUAAGCCUGGACCCAAGUCUCCAGGCAUUUUGUCCCACACUGAAACUGCACCCAUCAAGGCCCCAGUGGGCCGGCCCAAAGGUUCACUUACUAAACCUAAAUUGUUGCAGCAGGAAGAAACCACUCAGCCUUUCGUGGGGCCGCAAAGCAGGAGUAGGAAGAGCCUGAAAUCUACAAUAUCACAAGUAAACCAGGGAGCAACACAAGAGGAGCAACAAGCACACCAUGAGCUAAAGACGCCAGAGAACGAGAGCAAAAAUAUGGUUUUGAGAUCCAGGAAGCCCUCCCAGGAAAAACUGUCAAAAGAAAAAGAAAAAAUAAUGGGUGAAGAUAUUCUCACAGAGACAGUCACAGAAUUUAAAGCCAGCGAUGUUUCUCUUAAAGAAGAAGAGCUCAUAACUGUGGAGCAAAUGCUCUCCCCCAUUCAGACUGCAGUCACAGAUAAUGAAGUUACAGGAGACCCACCCACACCACACAUGCCACCUGAGCAAUCUGAGGAAAAGAUCCCCCUUCCACUAAAACGGAAACCUACUUCAGAACUUUCUACACCAUUAAAAAGAAAGAGGGGUCCAAAACCCAAACCAAAAACGUUACCACCUCAGCCCGCCCAGCUGGAACAGGCCGUCCCAACACCUAAAGAGAAGGUCACACGCGGCCCACGAAGAAAGCGAGGGCCGCCUAAGAAAGAACCUGUGGUCACUCCCAUAACCAAAGACAUUCUGGCCAACACCAGUGGACCUGACAUCACUAGUGACCUGCCCGUGGUGCCUCCUCAGUGCCCCACUAAAACAAAAGUUCUCCCACCACGCAAAGGCAGAGGACAGAAAUAUGAGGCCAUGGUGCAGAAGAUUACAUCUCCUAGCUCAAAGAAACACCUCCCAAUUCCCCAGCUAGACAGCAGUCUGACUGAUGACAUGACAACCAAGGCUUUGCCUGAGCGUAUCUUAAAGGAAGGUGAGACGUCUAUUGUGACGAACAGCACUGAGGUGAUAGAGUCUCAACAAGAUGGAGAGAAGCAACUUGAGGUGGGAGAGAGGAAAGUGGAGGUGACACAAGACAGAGAAAAGCAAGACAUGAGUCCAGAGGCACCAACACUAGAGGGGGUGAGACAAGGGCUGGAAGAAGAGGUUGUAAAUAAAAAUGAAGCAACACAGGAAGAUAUUAAACCAGGGACAGAGCAGGGUGUUCUAGCUGAUAAUGUCUGGAGUUCAGAGGCCGCAGUAGAAGGCAGCGCUCCAGGUGAGUGGAUACCAGAGGCCUCAGAGGGUGUAUCUACAGCUGCCGCCAAGUCUGUGAGGACUAAAAGGAAGCGAUGGGCCAUGGUGGAGAGUACAGAUGCCUCAGUGGUAGCAUUGGAAGCAGGGAGUCUAAUAGUUACAACACCAAGACUAGCAAAGCAAAGGGCCAUCAAAAACAACCAUGAGAUGCACCUGAAACAAAGGAGGAAGAAAAGAAAAGGCCAGUCCUCUUCAGAGGAAACAGAUUUAGUUGAGGAGGCUAACACUGAAACAGACGAGCAACAGGAGAGUGUGGAGGACAAGGUGAACCCCACAGAGCCCACAGUACCUCUGCCAAUCAGCACAGAUGACAUCAUAGAAACUCCCCAGGUUACCAGUACAGACCUCAUCCAUAAACCUCGAAGAGGCAGAAAACCAUCAGCAAGCCCAGCUAAAAGGAAAAGAAGCAAAGCCUCAACAGAGCCGAUUCCUGGCAAGCCAAUUAAGAUCCACAAAAAGCCCGGGCCAAAACCCGGGAUGAAAGAUGCCAUCGAGGUAAUUGAGGCAGUAGUGAGGGCAGCCGGAUGUGAACAGGAGGAAAAAGAGGAGAAAGAAAGACAUGAAAGGGAAAGAAGGGAAAAAGGAAACACAGAAAACGAGGAGAUGUGUGUUAUCGGUCCUGUAGUGACAGUAUCAGAAAAACGGACUGAGACCAUUUCUGUGAAGAGGAUCAGGCGUAGAUGGGUCCAUCAAAGGUCUAAACUGUCUUUCUAUCCUUAUGUACGGAUUAACAACUCAAGAGACUUUUCUUCCUGGUGUGCCAUAGUCAACAAGGCAGAGGAUGCGGUCGUAUUUCAGAGACGCAGAAAAAAGGGCAUCCUCAGAAUGAGGAAUCCUUUCACCGUUGCAAAGGUAGUGCCACACACUGCUGCCAUGCUGCAGGGACCCACAAUAAAUAAAGAUCUUGUUGGGAGGUGUCUGACAUGUUGCCUGUGUGGGAAACCGGCAAACUACAAAGACUUAGGUGAUUUAUGUGGACCUUACUACACGGAGGACGGGGUUCCACGGAAAAUCUUGACGAUUACACACACAGAAGCCUUCAGGGAAGAGUUGGACAAGACCAACGACGACAACAGCGGCAGCAGCGAAGAACCGGGCAACUCCUCAAAGAGUGAUACUGAGGGCACCCCAGAAACGGAAGGAAAUACAGAAGCAACCGCUCAAGAGGGAAGUGUUAGCAGUAGCAGCAGCAGGCACCACUGGCGUUUCCGACGGGCAGAAAGAAUGGAAAGACCGGGUCGGGAAGGUGGCCUACGAAGGUUAACUCUCCGAGAGAGGUUCAAGAGGAUGAAGCAGCUACAGGCCGUCAACACAGGAGCCCCCACGGGCCAAGUGGGCAAUGAAAGCUUGUUCCAAAGGCUACAAAUGGAGGCAGAGGCUAAGGAGCACUGGGCCCAUGAAAACUGUGCCAUCUGGACCAAGGGGAUAAUUAUGGUAGCUGGAAGGCUAUACGGACUGAAGGAGGCAGCCAACACCUCAGCCCAAACGAGCUGCUACAAGUGCCAGAUUGUGGGGGCGUCCCUCAGCUGCUGUUGGAGAGGCUGCUCUCAUAAAUACCACUAUGUCUGCGCCAAAGAGAUAGGCUGCACAUUCCACGAGGAUGACUUCUCCAUCAAAUGUCCUAAACACGAGGACCUGUAAGAUAUUCCUGUGUAUCACUUUCAUCGCCAACACCAUCACCUCUCCGCCAGACAACACCGAUCCAGCGAGGCAAAAUCCACUCCCUAUUCCUAAAGACACGGUGACGACUGAUGACGAACAGGCACGCCAGCCAGCGCGGCUGGGGGAGGGUUAAAAGGCAGCGCUGAAGUGGAGCUAGGAGCAAUACAAACAGUGGAAAAACAGCUCUGCAGAGAACAGCUGCUCCUUGAAGCCGCCCUAGAAAUGUGCUUUCUCAACUGAGCCCCUGACUGCAAGGCAGAAGGCAGUGACACUGUUUAACAGGAGGGUAGGCUGCGCUUUAGAGACUGUGCGCCUAAGGCCAGUGCACAUGGGGACCCGUUUGAAAUGCAGAGCGAAGAACGCAUGUGUGUGUUCUGCCUUCGGAUGGGUUGCUAUCAUAUUCAGACACUCGGCGGACACUGAUUGGACAGGGACAUCCCUCUGGCCACCUUGUCUGUGGGCCAAGAGGUGCAUAUGUGUGUGUGUAUGUGUGUGUGUGUGAGAGUGCGCGCAUGUGUUUGUAUGUGAUAACCAUAGAAUUGUCAUUCUCCAAGCACACCAUCAGUGUGUUUGUGCAUAUGUGUCUGUGGGAGUAUGAAGAAUUGCUUCUCUAACUCAAGAUGUCACGCGUCAAAAAAAAAGAAAAGAAAAGAAAAAAACAGCAGCCAACCCCUGGAUGUAUCUCAAUGUGCGUGUUUGUGUUUAAAACAAGAGACAAAAUGAAACAGGUGAGGAUGAGGAAACCGUACAAGAUGAUGAUGAUGAUGAUGAUGAUGUGCUUCACAGGCUCAAAAUAUUCUGAUACUGAAGAGUUGAGAAAAAAAAUGGACGCAGUAUUUUAAUAUAAGGCUCUUAUCUCCGGAGAUGUAUUUUGAUGUGCAUUAUGGCUAAACAUCAUUGCGUCACCCUUGGUAUAUGUCCAGCUUUGUGCUAUUCAGAAAUUAAAAUAUAUAUAUAUAAAUAUAUGAAAAUGAGAAAAAAAAUAUGAACUCUGUUUAAGAGUUUACUUCAACUGUGCGCACAGUCAGUAUGUACAGCAGACACCACCAUCAUCACUCGACAAGCUGCAGACGAGGGCUCAGAGGACCCACCGGGAGUCAGUCCAUCCACUUCAUAUCUAUGUACAGUUCAAGAAGUAUUACCUGUUAACAACAUUUCGAGAUUAUUUCGCACACCACAGCCGCGAGGAAAGACGUACACACACACCCAUCUGUUUGUGUAUCGAAAAAUGUAGCCUCUUUUCACUCCGCCAUGCUAUAUAACAAUGCCCCGUGCGGGGCGUCAGUUAAAGUACCGGUCGUUUUCAAAAGGAGACAUAUUUAAGUAUUAGGGCAUAAAAGAAAGUGCAAAAAUGCCACACCAAACUUUCUCUUUUAUGAAGCUCAUUAUUUAAUGGUGUAUAUAGGUAUUUGAUGCUGUUUAAAUGUAAAAUGUGAUGUACUAAUAUAAUUGUGUAUAGUAUUUCCUAGAGAUGUUUAUUUUCUAUAAAAUGGAAUAUGUUAUUGCUUAUAAAAUGUUAUUAAAAGAAUCCAUUGAUGAAAAAAAAACAAAACCUUUUUUGGGAAUGUCACUUGUCUUAAGUGGGAGCAUGCCGUUUAUUGAUUUUCAUGUCUAUUUGUUUGGACUUGAUGACACAGCAUCACUCUGUUUGAAAUGUUUUUUGUAACGCCAAUGUUAAAUAUACCAGCACCUUUCAAUGCUGCUAUGACCAA
This is a messenger RNA of Neolamprologus brichardi, 8716 nucleotides long. It is a transcript of the gene rai1, whose product is annotated as retinoic acid induced 1. Gene Ontology annotation, cellular component: nucleus. Gene Ontology annotation, biological process: regulation of transcription by RNA polymerase II; circadian regulation of gene expression. NCBI's taxonomy places the organism in Eukaryota, Metazoa, Chordata, Actinopteri, Cichliformes, Cichlidae. The record is from RefSeq and is a predicted model, not a curated record.